UGCGGUGGUGAAUCCGCCCUGUCCAGCUACUGCUAAACCGUAGCACCGCCUCAUCUUCUCUGCGAGGCACAAUUUUAAUCAUAAACCUGAGCUCGCAAAUCCGUUUGUAGUUUUGUAAUGUGGGGCGUGCGUGCCACACAUACUACUAAUCCCUGGAUCCUCAGAGGAGGAGGACCAUGAUUUCUGGGACGGUGUUGCCAGGGGGAAGGUGGCGGCUGGGACCUGUUGGAAAUGACAGCUAAAGAAGGAGGAUUCAGGAAUCACAAUAACAGUAAACGUAGAAGAUAGCGAAGAAACUCCCUCGCAUCACUGUGUUAAAGGACUUCAUGAUUCACACAAAGCUGCUGAAAACAAGAGGAGCAUUAUACUGCGCUGACAUCAUAAAGGCCCAACAACAAAAAAGAUGGAGUCCCUGAUGAGUGCUGUGGCACCGCGCUCCCCAGCCCCCGUCAAGAAGUCAUCAGAGGUGGACUUCAGGUCAGGGGCUACCCUGGAUCAGCUGUCGUCACAAGUGUCUGAGCUAGUCAUACUGGAACAGGGGGAGUUUGGAGACCAGACGGCCUUAGAGGUCCACACUGCCAAGGAUUUUAUCUUCAACAUGCUAGGUCUUGUCCAGAAGGUUGACCAGCGCCUUCCAGUGGCCAACGAGUACCUCCUGCUGUCAGGUGGAGCCCGGGAAGGGGUCUUAGAUCUGAACCCUGAGGAUCUGGGCGACUAUGCCAGGGGGGCCGACUUUGACCUGGACUUCACCCUGCUGGUCCCGGCCCUGAAGCUCCACGACCGCAACCAGCCCGUCACCCUGGACAUGAGGCACUCCCCGCCAUGCCACUCCUGGCUCAGCCUUCGCCUCUGUGACUCCAACAUCUUGUCCCGCUGGAGCAUCUGCUGCCAGGAGGUGAACGGUCUUCACAAUGAGGAAGAGGAGGAGGAGGAAGAGGAAGGAAUUGGUAAAGGCGCCAUCCCCUCGCUGGGCUCUCCUCAGUCUUUGGAUGGCUGCUAUUUCUCUCCCACCUUGGUGACAGAUUGGUUCUGGGGGGUGGUCAGUGAGGCUGUGGAGGAGCUGAGACGGAGCCCGCAGAGAGGCAUCCCUAUUCCGGACCGACUGGAGAGGAAUGGACCCCUCACUACUAUCAUCCUCCAGGCGGGCUCCAGCAGGGUGCUGUACGACCUGCUGCCUGUGGUGUCAUUCCGGGGCUGGCCUGCUGUAGCUCAAGGCUGGCUGACCGCCAACCACUUCUGGGAUGGUAAAAUCACAGAGGAGGAGGCCAUAUCUGGCUUCUAUCUGCUGCCCUGCUGCUCCCCACUGGGUGGUCGGCCUGACAGAGAGUGGAGGCUGGCAUUCUCACGCAGUGAGGUUCAGUUAAAGAAGUGCAUCCCCUACCCCAUGGCUCAGGCUUUCCAAGCAGCCAAAGCUGUUUUAUCCCGUAUCCUGGCCAGACCACGCACAGGCCUCAGCCUCUAUCACCUUCGCACCCUUCUGUUCUGGGCCUGCGACAGACUCCCUGCCGCCUAUCUGUCCUGCCCAGACCCUGACACCCCUGGCCGCCUUCUUUUGGGUCUCCUGGAUGAUCUGGCUCACUGCAUUCUGGGUAAAAACUGCCCAAACUACUUCCUGCCCCAGUGCAACAUGUUGGAGCACCUGACAGACAGCCAGGCGUUGCUAGUCGCAAGGAAACUCGCCCACGUGCGCUCAGAUCCUAGCGAGCACCUGCGGGCGGCUCUGGACCAGGCGCAGCAGGCCGGCCAGCUGAAGAAGGAACUAACGGCUAGCACCAACGGCCACGGAUCCCCUGGGCACCACCCUGCUAACGGCAUCAUCUCUCCUUCAGAGGACAAGCUGGCGCAGCGGCUGCAGCAGCUGGUCACCGAGAACCCUGGGAAAUCCAUAUCUGUCUUCCUCAACCCAGAUGAUGUCACCAGGCCGCACUUCCGCAUCGACGAUAAGUUUUACUGAUGAAGACAUGCUGCUGAUAAGAUGUGUGGAAAUCUGUGUUUAGCUUACAAACACGCUCUGAGAUGCUUUAAGACAUCACGACAGAGACAGACAUGAGGCUGAGGAUUCUCUCCUAGACUGCACACUCCUUAAGGCUGAACAGUGCUACGAAGCCGUGCUGCUUGACCAACUUUCUAAACCAAAAACUCUCAUGUUCUACUACUGACAAAAGAAGUCCUAUUUGAGGGACAUAGCACAAAAGACAGUGAUGUCACCCAGCUGUUGCCGUGGAGAUGGCCCUCUCCUAACGAGCUGGCCUUAACGAGACUUAUCAGCUGGUGCUACAAAGACGAGGGCUGGCUUUAGUCAUGUGGAAUAAGUCCAGUGGAGAUCAAAACAAAAACGUGUGCGUGUGUAUAUGCUAGCUGAAGGGUUUCCACAAUACUUACACUCCUAAAGAGGCAGGGAGGAACGCUCCGUGAUUGCUGCGUUUCUCCCCAUUUUAUUUCAGAUCAGAGUGGGCGAUGGUGAAUUAGAAAGGAAAAACAAGGUGUGGCUGAUGUAACUGAAUGUAACGUUGUGAGGAGAACUGCCGAGUCUUUGAACAAAAAGAGUCUCUUUUCUCUGUCAACUGCAUCUUAGCCCCUUUUUUCUCACCCCACGCCUUGAUUUAUGGCAUGAUUUCAUUUUUUAAAAACGUCUUUCUCAGGUAUUCACAUUUCUUAUCUUUUUUUAAUUAAUGUAAUUCCUUUUUAAGGUCUUUAAUUACAUUUCAAUGCCGCUUACAUUUCAUUGGGUAAUGGGAUGUACCAAAGAGAGAACGGAACAAGCCCUAUAUAUUCCUUAACAUCAAAUGUAUCUGCAGAUUAACGGUCAGAAUGUUAAUUAACCUUCUCUCCUUCACAAGACCUGGUCACAUCCUCAUUUAAAGCAGCAGUUUUUACAAUUAAUCCCCAUGGAAUCAUCAUAAUAAGUGGAUUUGCUCAUAUGGUACUGAAGCUUGAAGGGAAGUAGAACCAUCGAGUCAAAAAUGAAGAAAGCCAUCAGCUUAGAGGCUGACUGUGUAGUUUUGUUUCACCUCCUCUGAGUUUAAAGCGCUUUAACAAACCAUGGAUUGCAGAAAGUUAUGAAACAUGAGUUAACAGUACAAUUAAAUCUCUUAAAAAUAGAUCCUGACCUUAUUAACUUACCCCCUUAGCGACUGAGCUAAUGAGUUUGCUAAUGCUUACGGACAAUUAGCAAAAAGUUAGCAAGCUGUUUUCCCCUCUCUUUAUCAGAACUUUUUUAAAGAACAAAAUGCUGCAGGUGGGGUAAAAGGCCUAUGGUGCAAACACUUUUUCUGCCUUCUAGAGUUGAGAGUAACUUGUACCUGGUCAGACUCUGCAGAAUCAAACCUACCUACCUAUUUUAUCAACGCUAGUUCAUGCUGUGAUGUUGACAAGUUGUCUGGAGAGAAAUCUAGCACCAUCCAGAGACAGUUUGUUGCUUUUACCACAUAAAGAGAUAGCCUGUUAGCUUGUGUACCUUCUUCAGUUGUCUUCAAACUGUUUUUGGAAGUACAGCGAAAUCCUGUUUACGAGACACUUUUGAUAUAAUCUAAGAACUUAGCUGCUUCCUGUAUGCCAGUGCAACCAGUAUAAAAAUGCACAUGCACCAUCAUUACGGUCCAGCUGAGACCAUCAUAGACUGCAUGCAAUUAUGCACCACAGAAAUACAUGCGUUUAAACCAAGACCAGACUGGCACUGCCACUUUUAAACAGCUUUUCUCCCUAAUUAGGUCAUAUCCCCCCGUUAAAGAAAAUAAUGGUGUAAUGAUGCAGUGUUAAUUUCAUCGACUAAAACUAUGACUAAAAACGUUUGUCAGCAGCCUUUUUUUCCACAAUAAAAAC
Molecule: messenger RNA, 3822 nt
Organism: Cheilinus undulatus (humphead wrasse)
Lineage: Eukaryota; Metazoa; Chordata; Actinopteri; Labriformes; Labridae
Gene: tmem102
Product: transmembrane protein 102
Exons: 7
Coding region: 404-1954 (516 amino acids)
Source: RefSeq, a predicted model, not a curated record